GUUCCGAUUUGUACUUACAAUUUCUGCUUACGAUUUAUACUUCGAUUUUUGCUUAUGAUUUCUGCUUCCAGUUUCUGCUUAUGAUUUCUGCUUCCAAUUUCUGAAACUAUCAAACAGUACCCGAGUAUUUAGCAGAUGCAACCUCUGUCUUGUCUAUGUCAAUUGGAUUCUGUAGGGGAAAAUUGAAAAUCAAACAAGUUUUUGACUGACAAUAGAUGAAUUAUUUGUGCUUAGUUAAAGAAUACCCGAGUUCAUUUUUACGACUGCUUCGAUUUUGUUAUUUUUUCUGCAUCAUUUUACGGCUUCAUAUUGUGGGGAUGUCUUUUGUUAAUAACAUAUUGUUUUUGGGAACAGGAAAUGGCCCGACUUAGUUUAGCAACAACAUCUUGAGUGAGCUGAUUUUUAACUACAAAGUGGUUGAGUGAUCCUACGUGCCAUGUAAUAUGAAUCUACCCAAACUUCCUCUAACACCCAGGGGUAGAAUGAUGAUUAUUUCUUAGGGACCUCUCAAAUAAAACAAAAAUCCUGACUUAUCAUUGUUAGUUGGCUCAAACGAAUGAACAAUCAAUAUGAUAAGCUCAACACUUUCAAACAAAUAUCCAACAAUUUGGAAACCUCAACAUAACAUAACUAUUCAAUAAUCAAUAUUAGUUACUAGGAGGUGAGGAUUUCAAUGAUCAACAUAAAACCCUAAAAUUAAAAAUGAUUGAACCCUGAAAAAUUAACUUACCGAGAGCGAGGAUUUCUAAACUCUUGAGUCCUACAAUGCACACAGCCUGCGAAGGUUCUGUUUUGGGGUCUGGAGGACGACGUCUUCGAACACACAAUUGGACAAACGAUCGCAUAUUCACAGGAGGGUUGAGUGCCUGAUGUAUUUCACUAUUUGGCCUUAGAAAUGGAACCAUAUGAAAAAAAUUUAAGAAGUUCAGAGUGGGCCGGUGUUGACCUUGGGCACCAUCACUGUUUAUAGUCCCUGUUUGGUAAUCUAACAACAAUAUCAAAGUAAUGAAAUCAAAGAACUACAAAUGAAAGUAAUCGAGCAAUAUUUUUCAUAUGUUGAGAAGUAAUUUAGGGUUUAUUCUUUUUCCCCAUUUUCUUGAUUAAGUAUUUGGUCCGUAAAAACUAUAAAGUUAUAUUUACAUUUACUCCUAUUCAAGUUUUAAAAUUGCAAAUUUCUUCCCACGCCAUAACGCUCCAUGGUAAAAAUUGCAAAUUUCCUCGCACGCCAUAACGAGCUCCACGCCUUAUGUCCACGCCAAGGGGGUUAACGUGGCGGCAAGGCUGCACCAUGGCGGCACCAAGACGCGUUUUUUAGAACAUUGGGUUUUUUCUAAGGAUAUAUAGACAUUUAUUACUUUAAAGAGAAAACAAACCAAAUAAGCAAAUCCCAAAGUGCAUCCCUUUUCAAUUUUUAAGAGGUUUAAUGUAUUAGUCCUCACUUGUGGAACAUCUACCUUGCUCAGUUCGAAGAUAUGGUACCAGCCCUGAACCUUCUGAAGCGUUGAUUGAUUGCUUAAGAAAUACAAAGAGAACAGUUAAUUGAGAAACCAACAAAGGUUAUGCAUCUCCAAUCUUGAAACUGAGCUACUACUAAAUUUGAAGUUUCACCCAGAAAACAUAAAAAAUUGAAUUACCACUAAAGGAAAUAUCAAAUUACACCUUCAGAUUCACAUAUAGAUGGGAUGGAACUUGAUUUUGGUAAAAAUAAACACUUCCCAUAUGUAAUUAUCAAAUUCUUUUCAAAAGUCUCAAUUCACAAGGUCAAAUGAGGAAGACGAUACUGAGAGCAAAAGAAGAGAUGCAUGAGUUAAUGGAGAUAGUAUAGAUAAGCACCCAAACAAUGUAGGUUUUAAUGGGACCAAGAUGGAAAGGGAAAGGGUCGGAAGCAAAAGCUCUUGCAGUCCCGAUUUCAAGGUCAAUUUUAGAUCUACAAGCUUCUCUAAUUGAAUCCAAUUCUCAUGGGAUGCUCUCAGGCUGUAGUGUAGUUCUUGCAAGCAAUGCCGAACAAACUGAUCUUUUAAAUCAAACCUGUUUUGGUCGACCAAUUAUCACAGUCGAUAAGGAUAAGCAGUGGUUUCAAUUGACUUUUGAGGAAGCCUUUUAUCUAUGUUUUUCUCUAAGGUGUAUAAAUAUUGUAGGUGGUGAUAAUAGUGUAAAAACCAAAGAUCAGUUAUGGGAGUACAUGAUUUCCAAGAAGCCAUCUUUCCCAACUUUCUUCAAGGCUUAUUCUCAUCUACGAAUCAAGAAUUGGGUUGUGAGGUCCGGGUGUCAGUAUGGUGUCGACUUUGUUGCCUAUUGUCAUCAUCCUUCAUUGGUGCACUCUGAAUAUGGCGUGAUGGUGUUUUCUGAAGGGAAUGGUAACGAUCGGUUGAGAGUUUGGUCUGAUUUUCAAUGCACACUUCGACUUUGUGGCAGUGUCGCAAAGACAUUGUUGAUUCUUCAUGUAAACAAAACCUGCGAGAACGCCAUUGCUUCACCUUCUUAUUUAGAUGGUUAUAGUGUUGAAGAGCGAACGAUCACAAGAUGGAAUCCAGAACGCUGCCGGGAGGAUCAAGUAAUUGUUGAAACUAGGAAUAAUGUCAGUAGGCAGAAAUCCGAUUCAAUAUCAUCAGAAGUUACUGGAGACUUCUAGUAGAUUCCAUUUAAUUUGAUUAGCUCCGCACUUAAUUGCGGAAUCAAAGAGGUUUUAACGGGGACCAAGAUGGAAAGGGAAAUGGAAAGGAUAGGAAAUGAAAGCGGUCAAUUUUGGAUCUUCAGUCUUCUCUAAUCAAAUUCAACUCUCAAGUAAGGCUGAACAAACUGACCUUUUAAUCGAGGUUGUUUCAAGUCGACCAAUUAUUGCAGUUGAUCAGUGGUUUGAGUUGAGUAUAUUCGAGGAAGGGGUUGUUUAUUUACCUCUUAAUAGUUCCAUUAAGAGGCGGUCUCUGAAUUGCU
This is a messenger RNA of Cynara cardunculus var. scolymus (artichoke), 2934 nucleotides long. RefSeq names its product tRNA-splicing endonuclease subunit Sen2-1-like. The record is from RefSeq and is a predicted model, not a curated record. Lineage: Eukaryota; Viridiplantae; Streptophyta; Magnoliopsida; Asterales; Asteraceae. The coding region runs from base 1853 to 2632 and encodes 259 amino acids. Gene Ontology annotation, cellular component: tRNA-intron endonuclease complex. Gene Ontology annotation, biological process: tRNA splicing, via endonucleolytic cleavage and ligation; tRNA-type intron splice site recognition and cleavage. Gene Ontology annotation, molecular function: tRNA-intron lyase activity; nucleic acid binding. The transcript is spliced from 4 exons.